AUGUCCGUCGCUCACCUCUCGCGGCUGCCCGACGACGUGCUGCUGCUGCUCGCCGACGAGCUCGGCGCCGACGCCGCCGACGCUUCCGCCCUCUCAACGCUGUCCCGGACGAGCCGUCGACUGCACGACGUGCUGGGCCGGCCGCUGUACGCGCGCAACGCCCGCCGGGCCAACAGCACGGCGCUGCAGUGGGCUUCGCACCGGGGCGUCGCUGGCACCGUCCGACGGGCGCUCGCCGCCGGCGCCGACCCCAACGCGCGGCGACCACCCCGGAGCCUCCAUCGCAAGCGCCGCUACCCGGGCGACGACGACGACGAUGACUCGCAGCGCCUCCACGCCUUGUACGUCGCGUCGCCGGCGACGCGGGAUCUGCCGUGCCACACGCCGCUGACCCUCGCCGCGCGCGGCGGCCACCUCGACGUCGCGCGACUGCUCCUCGCCGCCGGCGCACGCGUCGACGUGUCCCCGCGGGAGAACGCGAGCAGCGCGCCUCUCCUCGCCGCCGUCGAGGGCGACCACCUCGCCAUGGUGCGGCUGCUCACGGAUACCGGGCGCGUCGACUUUGACGGGCUCGUCGCGCACGGGCUGAACCCGCUGGCGCAGGCGGUGCAGAGCGCCGGCGUGGAGAUGGUGAGCCACGUGCUGGCGCGCGUGGCCAACGGCGACCUGCGCGCGCCGAUGAUGCCGAGCCCGCUGAUCCUGGCGGUGCGCGAGCGCCGGCCCGAGGUGGUCCGGAUGCUGCUGGCCGCGGCCGGGCGCAACGUGACGCCCAGGCUGGAGGACGACCACGGCCGCACCGCGCUGUCCUGGGCAGCCGCGGCAGAGCCGCCAGGCAACGGGAUCGCAACAGGCAUGUUUCAGCUGCUGCUGGACUCUGGCGAGUUCGACCCGGACGCGCCGGACCGCCAGGGCCGGACGCCGCUCGCGCUGGCGGCCGGGGCCGGGAACGAGGCGAUGGUCGCUAUGCUGCUCGUCAGGUCGGACGUCGACCCCAAUCGGCCGGACAGGGACGGGUUGGCGCCCGUGUUCCACGCGCUGCGGCACGAGCACACGGCGAGGCUGCUCAUGGGUUGCAGCAGGGUGAACGUCCCGGCGGACGCGCUAUUCCGGCUCGGCUGCGAGAAGCGCGUCUCUACCGGCCUCCUGAAGCACUUCAUCCGGGCCUACCCGGAGCACCACGACACCGCGGACGGCCUCGGCGCCACCUGGCUGCACGUCGCCACCGCCGCCAGCCUCGUGGGCGUCGUCAAUCUUCUGCUAAAGCAGAAGGGCGUGCGCGUGGACCGGCAGAGGACCGACGGCGCCACGCCUCUCCUGUGCGCCGUGCAGGCGGAGUGCAGGGGCGGCAGGGGCGUCACCAGCGCGCUGCUGCAGGCCGGCGCGGACGUCAACCUGACCACGGCGCGGGGUUGGUCGGCGCUCUGCUACGCCUGCCGUGACGGCAACGUCGCGCUCGUGGAGCAGCUGCUCGAGAGGGGAAGUGAUACGACAACGGUCACAGACACGGGCGAGACGCUGCUCUACUUGGCCUGCGAGGGGGGGCAGUCGAGGAUCGUGCGGGCACUGCUGGCGCGCGAAGCGGAUCCGGUGCUGGAUGCCGGGGGCACCGGCCGAACGGCACUUCAUCUUGCAUGCUCUACUGGCAAGGGAGGCAUCGUCGACCUGUUGCUUCUUAGAGUUCCCCGAGGACAUCCGUCGCUGUCCGCGGGUCGCACGCCGCUCCACGACGCCUGCGAGGCCGGUUUUGCCGGUAUCGCGGAGCGUCUCCUGGAGCACGGUGCCGACCCGGAGGCCGCGCUCGAGGACGGCACCACGCCGCUACACCUGGCGUGCAGGAAGGGAUCGUGCGACCUGGCGACGCUGCUCCUCAACACAGGCAAGGUGGAUGUGAAUCGUAGGGAUGCCGUGGGCAGGACGCCGUUGAGCGAGGCAGCGGACGGGCCGGCACAGCUGCGUGUGAGGCUCCGAGAAUGGGGUGCGGUGGAAUGA
Messenger RNA from Cordyceps fumosorosea ARSEF 2679, 1989 nucleotides. RefSeq names its product Ankyrin repeat-containing domain protein. The transcript has a single exon. Gene Ontology annotation, molecular function: protein binding. The record is from RefSeq and is a predicted model, not a curated record. NCBI's taxonomy places the organism in Eukaryota, Fungi, Ascomycota, Sordariomycetes, Hypocreales, Cordycipitaceae. Bases 1 to 1989 code for a protein of 662 amino acids.